AAUGAGACAGAGUAUCGACGGGCACGACAAAGAGGGAAAGAGCCACUCGAACGGCGUGGCGCUUGUGCGACUCAGUGUCUUUCCGGACGCCACACGUUUGAGACACGCACGCGAGUUUCUCUCUCCUUUUCUCUCUCUCUCUCUCUCUCUCUCUCUCUCUCUCUCUUUUCCCUCUCUCUUCCUCUCUAGCCUCUUCCUCUCUCUUUCUCCCUCUCCCAUUCUGUACCACCCUCUAUCAGUCUUUCUCCCUCCGUCCGUGCCUGCUGCCCGAACGCCCGUACCUCCGUCUUCCUCGCUCCGUCCUUCCUCGUGCUGUCUCUCUGCGCUCACCUCCAGGACGACGUUGAGGCACAUCGUCCGUGCCCUGCCCCCUCUCGCCGGGCAUGGAGUGGGACCAAUAGGAGCGCCGCUUCCGGCAACGAUGGUGCUCCAAUCGGCACACGACGCCGACGGAUAGACGCUGACGAGAGGCGAUUUUGACAGUCGACACUGUGCUACUCUCAGCGCUCGCGGUUUAAUCGCGCACUGAGCUUACCUCUGGGAUCUUUGUAAUUCGUGAAUCGGAGCAGUGUCCUUCACAGGCCCUGUUGAUGGUUCUACCGGUUGAUAGUUCUCUCUCUUCGUAUUCACCGAAUAUUGGAAUUUGUUCAGUGAAUCACCAUCGUAUCGAACCUAUUAAGUGAGUGCAAUGAAGAUUUCCGUGUGUCGUACCUACUGAUGAGUGAGGCAGAAGGAUUAAUUUAGCGAUCACGUGGUCGAAGAAACAGCGAUCCACUUGGAAAAUUAAACGCUGAAUAAUCGCGAAAAAUUCCACAGCCAGUCCGCAUAGGCUCUGCAACAUUUCCACGGAGAUUCCCGCCUCUGGCGCCUAAGAAUAAUCAUAUGUUUCGCCACGACUCGACGCACUCGUUCCUGGUGUCGAAUCUAUUCGGAAGCGGGCGGACAGCCUCGGUGAUCAAUAUAGCCCGCGGAUAAAUCCGUGGUAGUGUUCGGUUGGAUACGUACGGAUACAUAUUGCUCCCCGCGUCGCGAACGUUGUCACGGAUGCGACCGCACCGUCCGUCCCGGCACAAGUGAAAGGAACCUCGGAGGACUUACGGACCACGUUGGACAUUACGUUAGGGGGGGAGGGGGGAACCGAGCGGUACCGCGAGAGUAAUUAAAUGCGCGCGUGAGAUAAUCGGAUGAGCUGCGCUAUGGAGUAUCAGCAAUUGGCGCCACCGCCGGUACCAACUGGGGUGCUGCACACCCAGGCGCACCAUCCUCAAUCUCAGCAUCAGCAGCAGCAGCAGCAGCAGCAGCAGCCGGUGCCGCCGCCGCAGCAUCCACACAUCGUAGUCGCGCCGGCUCAUCAGCAGCCGCAAUCCCAGCAACCACCGCCACCACCCCUGCCGCCGACCUCCCACAGCCACCAGGUACACCCGCCGCUACCGCCCAUCCAUGAUGACAGCACCAGUUCUAGGUGGUCUCAGUACCAGCACUUGUGGAGGCAGCAUCAUGUUUACAUGAACGGGAAACAAGGUAAAGAUGGGCCAGAAGAAAAGAAGGAUGCCGACGGCGAGCUUUGGGGCAACGUGGAAGCGCAGGCCGCCUUUCUCGGGCCCAAUCUCUGGGACAAAACUUUGCCUUACGAUGCCGACCUGAAGGUAUUAAACCAUUACGUCGAUCUCGAUGAGUUUCUUUCCGAAAAUGGGAUCCCCGUCGACGGUGUGGCUGGUGGUGGACAGGGUCCCAUGCAAGGUAGCCAGCUUCAUAAAAUCAACAACACCGAGGCCGCCGGGCACCAGGGACCAGCGGGUCUACACUUGGAACCAGUUACCAAGCGGGAGAGAUCACCAUCGCCGAGCGAAUGCUGCUCGCCGGACACCCUGAACCCACCCUCUCCCGCGGAUUCUAAUUCCGAGGACUCGUCGACACGAAUACAAUAUGGCUUGUCUCUUGUAGCGCUCUCGAUGGCCUCAUCGGGGCGAGACUUCGACCCACGUACCCGGGCCUUUUCCGAUGAGGAGCUCAAACCCCAACCUAUGAUCAAGAAAUCGCGGAAGCAGUUCGUUCCGGAUGACUUGAAGGAUGACAAAUACUGGGCGCGUCGUAGGAAGAACAACAUGGCAGCGAAACGAUCGCGAGACGCGCGCCGCAUGAAGGAGAACCAGAUAGCACUCAGGGCCGGCUUCCUCGAGAAAGAGAAUAUGGGUCUGCGGCAGGAGCUGGAUCGGUUAAAAAAUGAGAACAUGUUGCUACGCGACAAACUGAGCAAGUACACGGACGUCUAACACCCCGUGGUCAGCCAUGCACCAGCUCGAGCGACACGCAAAGAGAGAGAGAGAGAGGGGCGCGGACACACGAGGGUGCACAUCAUACCCAGUUACAACUCCCUCGCUUAUAGUCGCAGCACAUAGCAGCCUUCGCCUCCGCGGUGGAAGCGAAGGGGAUGCGGGGCAGGUUGGCGAAAACCACCAACUCCUCCCGAACCGAACUGCCGCCGCCCUAAAAGCCGACAACCAACCUCCUCCGAGAAGAUCCUCUAUUCUCUAUCAAUCUCUUUCUCUCUUUCUCUUACUCUCGAAUAAAAUUCUUAUUGAGUCCUCGCUCCUUGUCCUGCUCUAGAAAACUUCUACACUUGUAAAUAGUUAUAUGUAUAGUUAGAUUAUAUACACACACACAUACACACAUAGGCAUAUACGCGUGCGUGCGCGUUACAUAUACGAAUGUACAUACACAUAAGAACAUAUGUAUGUAUAUAUAUUCGUAUACGUAUAUAUUUGAAGUAAAAAGAAAAAGUGUGUAUAUGUACACACACACACACACACGUACACACAAAACACACACAUACAUACACAUACAUGAGUAUGCGUUUGAGAAAGGAGAUGCGUUCAUUACACGUAAAUAAAUUCGUGCAUGCAGCGCACGACGAGACACGUCGAUUUCGUCCCCAGCAUACGAGUUGUAUUACGAACGGGAUGGAAUUAAUGAGCGAGGAGAGAAGCAAUGGAGAAAAUAAAGGUGCGAGAUUCUUGAAAUCGUAUACUUUUUCGGCGACGAAGGGACGAAUCUCGUCGGGGCUGAGCACUGCCACACGUAAAGAGCUGUAUCAUUAGGUCGACAUGGAGCGGAGGCGAGCGAGUGGUUGGGAGAACACGACGCUUUUCUGCGCACGGGCUAAUUAUUAUCCUGGUUCUCCGAGAAUGCGUUAAUUACUGUAGCGUAUCCCACGUGGUGAUGGUACACAAGUGAUUCUAGUUGUUUUAAUCAUAAGGUAGAUGAUAUACGUAUUUCGUUUUCAUCAUCGUUUUUUUUUUCUUUUCUCUCUCUCUCUGAAUCUAUCUAUCUACCUAGCUCUAUCUUUCUUUUAGCGUGUAGCGAAUUAAUCCGGCCACGCGAGGAGUUGCACUUGGAGUGCGCGGAAGGCGUCGCGACGCGGCUCUGUCCCUUUUCUUCUUUCGCAAUUUUUAUCACCCGCUGGCCCACACAAAAUCGUCGGCGGCACGGGGCGAUGGACGAGCCCAUCCCGAGAUAUUCAUUUGUUGCGUAGCGAACAAACUUUUGUACAGGGGAUCGCCCUCUUGUAAAAUAUAUUUUAAGAAUGUAAUCAAGUUAGUCUCUGACGAGCGACCGUUACGCGCUGUACCUUCGACGGGGUUUUACCAAUGUGGAAACUUGAGACAAACGAAAACGAACCGUGUCCGACGAUCGGAUCGCGUAAUCUCCUUCAAUGCAGAUGGGCGCGUGCAUCGUCGGGAUUAAUAAUCGUAGGCGUCGUCGCUUAAGAGUAACAAAAAAAAAAAUAUUACAUGUACACGAGACACGAAGUUACGACCAUCGUGCUUAAAUGUAAGCUAGCUGCACAGAUUCGCGUGCACUGGCCCCAUCUCCCCCUCCCUCUAUCUUCUUUUUAAGUUUUUAGAUGUUUAUUUUUCCAUCACCGUGAGAAUCGGUGACGGCGAUCGAGAGAGCGAAAGUGGAACCGAUGAGGAGAUAUGCGCUUUUUAUGAAAUAGCUAUAAAAUUUAUAGCUACAGAAAGAGAGAGAGAAUUCUAUAUUGUACAGAUCAAUGCGAGAUUGAACGCCACCUGAAUGAGAGCGAUUUCUGCUCGUUGCAAAAUUUAGUGACAAUAAUAGCGACCGACGCACCGUGCGUUUUCAGCAACAUGGGCGAAUAACCAGAACGACGAGCGAGAUUUGUAAUCUUGUCGCCUCGAUUGAUUUACAAAAAAGAGUAAUAAUAAUUUCAAAUUAUAAUUAAGUAUAAAGGCAGGGCGAAGCUCUUCAUUACUUUCGUCCAUGAUUUGUGUACCAACGAUACGUAAUAGUUUGAGGUUUCUUUUAACCGUAUUAGAGAAGCACUCGAUGCGCAAACGCGAAACACGUUCUGUACCUAUAACAUCAAUUUAUCGGUCGAAAGGGGAAAGAGAAUCGAUAAAACGAAAUUUCAAUUCAACUUCGCGUUUAAUUGACGGUUAAUCCGCUUCAGCUGUCGCAGGACAAUUUCGUAGAUCGCGCAUGGAAACAUACCGUUUUAUUCUCGCAACAUUCUUCGAAUCCUUCGAGCAUGUUGUACAUACAUCCACCGCGCUAAUUAUUUUUUAUACGCGUAUUUCUUACGAAUAAAAUUGCGAAUACGUAAUUGUGAUUUCGUCAGAGUCAUUCUGUUGCGGACACAGUCUGCUAUACAUAUAUUCAUGCACGAGUGCAAUGAUCCCAAACGUUCGAUGUCUUAUAUUUGUUCGAGUAAUUUGCCGAAAGGCACGUACGAAAUCGUCCGAUUACAGUUCACGAUUGCCUUGCACAUUUUAACGAAAAAAAAAAGAAGAAAAAAAGACGCAGCGUAAAUGACGGAGAAUUCCGCGCGAUGAAUUAUUAAAUCGAUAUCUUGCGUCGGCAGAUUAGCGAAUACCUUCGCCCGAUAAUAUCGCAGAUAAUUUUGUAGCGGCACAAAAUUUUAUUUUUCGAAAAUAAAUCAUAUAUCGUAUGUUAUCUGAUAAAAUAGCUAUUGCAUGGCUUGUUAUCCGACGCGAUGAGUUAAAGAAGAAAGUAGCAUGGUAUUGCGUGCGAAAAAGCGUAAUCGCGAAAAACAGAAUUUCGCGUUUGAUUGUAUACGAAAGUUUCUCAUGUCAUUCUUCAAAGCGUAUAACGUAGGCUGCAAGGAAGUUUUUCGGUUAUUUGCAAUACCUAUUUGAAAUUUAACAUGAGCCAAUAUCAGCUCGCAUGUGUUCUGCUUAUCACGCACACUUGGCGUCAUUAAAAGCAACAAAAUAAAAUUUUGUAUAUUUUAGACAAGAAAAAGGAUCUUUUUUCAUACAAUUUGUUUGUAAUGCGAGUUUUAAAAAUAAUAAACUUCGAGUCAGAGAGAAUGUUUUUAUCAUGUUUUUUAAAUAAUUGAAAAUCACUCGUGUUAACGAUAAAGAAAUUCAAGUGAUCCUUCUCUCGAUUAUUUUUUUCAAAGCUAUUAAUGAUGUUGAGUGUGCGAUAUGACGUGGAUCUCAACACAAGUUAUUGGCCUAUAAGAAGCGCGUUAGUUGAUUGACACACAUCGCAAUUUGAUAAAUAAAAAUAGUAAUAAAUAAAAUAGUAGAGAGUUAUAUAGCAGCGCGAGAGAGACAGACGCGGCCGCCGGCUUUGCUCCAAAUAGAAUGGUAAGAAAAUGAGAUAGAGGACACCGCCGCGUCUUCGAUAAAUAACUGUCCGAUCCACUUAAAUAAAAACUUGAAAAACAUGAGAAAAAUUAGAUACGACCACCAACACAAGAAAACCUCUAUUGUAUCACAUUUCGAGAAAUAUAUGUAUUUGUUAUUGUUUUAAUUGAA
Molecule: messenger RNA, 5804 nt
Organism: Monomorium pharaonis (pharaoh ant)
Lineage: Eukaryota; Metazoa; Arthropoda; Insecta; Hymenoptera; Formicidae
Gene: Pdp1
Product: thyrotroph embryonic factor
Exons: 6
Coding region: 1185-2273 (362 amino acids)
Biological process (GO): regulation of transcription by RNA polymerase II
Cellular component (GO): nucleus
Molecular function (GO): RNA polymerase II cis-regulatory region sequence-specific DNA binding; DNA-binding transcription factor activity, RNA polymerase II-specific
Source: RefSeq, a predicted model, not a curated record